GGUGACUACAUUCCUCUCUUUACCUCCCACACCACCAUUAGAAAGGUUUGUUUUAUUGGUGAUGACAAACAAUUGCCACCCUAUGGUCAGGAGGAUAUCCAGGACCUCAAGAGCAUCUUUGAGGUCAAGCAUCUCAAGGAUCACGCAAUAUUCCUCAAUACCCAAUGAUGCCCCCUCAAAUUGGGGGGUUCAUCUCUGCUGCUAUAUAUGAUAGCCUACUGGAGUCAAACCCACAACACCCCAUCACAAAUGAGAGGAUGGCUUGUCAUUUUAUCAACAUUCCCAGCCAGGAACAGCCCCAUGGAACUAGCUGGAAGAACCUUGGAGAGUGCCAAACCAUCAUCCGCAUUGCUACCAUGUUGCAAGCGAAGAAGAAGCACUUCCGGAUCAUCACACCUUAUGAUGCUCAGCGGAGCACAAUUGAAGAUGGGUUGAAAGCCCAUGAGCUCGAUUGGGAGAAUAAGUGUUUCAAUGUUGACUCGUUUCAAGGUAACGAAGAGGAUUACAUCGUGAUCUCACUCGUGCGGUCUACGGCGCUCGGAUUCCUCGCUGAUUUGCGCCGGACUAAUGUCAUGCUUACUCGGUGCAAAAAAGGCAUGAUCAUCUGUACGAGCCAGAAGUUCAUGGAACGGGCAGGCUGCGAAUCACUCGUUGGGAGCCUUCUGAAAUACUAUGAUAACCACUGGGUGGAGAGGGAUGAGUUGGAGAGGAUUGAUGUGUAGAUGGGCUUCCGAAGGCAAAGUUGCCAUUCGAAAGGUUACUAACGGAGGUGGCGAAUCUGAACUGGGUGGUUUCGCAGUGAUGCAGUUGGUUGUACGAUACCUCGUGCGGUCGGUUGUACGAUACCUUGUACAAUAUCCAUGUGUUAAAGGAUAGUUUUUCUUGGAUCGAAACCUCGUUUCAAUCGAGUCAGAGUGGUGAAUUGCGCGGUAUGCGAUACGUAGGUAUAGUAUAGUUUUGCGAGAAUGAGGGUAGAGACAGUGAAGUUUGGCUCGCGAUUGCUGACCACGACUUGGGCAGGUAUUGUGCGGAGACAAGUCACGACAUAGACAUCCAAUUCGUGUAGAAUUCGUGGAAUAUUCGACAAGCUUCUGAUGAACCGGCAUCUUAUCCGAUCGCAAGUAGUUAUCUGUGGUCAGAAUCAAUCAAUAACCAUCAGUGA
This is a messenger RNA of Suillus paluster, 1162 nucleotides long. Its product is annotated as AAA domain-containing protein. Gene Ontology annotation, molecular function: transcription termination site sequence-specific DNA binding. NCBI's taxonomy places the organism in Eukaryota, Fungi, Basidiomycota, Agaricomycetes, Boletales, Suillaceae. The coding region runs from base 165 to 722 and encodes 185 amino acids. The record is from RefSeq and is a predicted model, not a curated record. Gene Ontology annotation, biological process: termination of RNA polymerase II transcription. The transcript has 5 exons. Gene Ontology annotation, cellular component: nuclear body.